This is a messenger RNA of Cooperia oncophora, 417 nucleotides long. NCBI's taxonomy places the organism in Eukaryota, Metazoa, Nematoda, Chromadorea, Rhabditida, Trichostrongylidae. The record is from the annotation of a GenBank genome assembly.
UUGCCAACAAGAGGAAAAUUGAAACAUAUCUCAACAAGGAAAAAGUCUUUGGUUGUUUCAGUUGUAAAAUGUGAUCAUAUCGAGCCGCCACCCAAUGCGGUUCUCCUGUCGCCACCACGAACGGAUUAUCAUCGUGGCGAUGUUCUGCUUUUCGGUUGCCUUCCGAAUCACAUGUUGACUGGUGGUGACUUCGUGGUUUGUCAAGCAAAUGGCGCAGCGUUCUGCCGACAUCCGGGUGUACCUGUGCAUGGUGCGUCAACGUCACCUCCUAAGGACUACUAUCUUGUAGGCGAGAAGAUCGUCUUUUACUGCCCAUCGCACGAAUAUAAGCUAAACGCCGAAAACGUUCUGACGUGUAUAGGAGCUGGCAAGUGGUCUCGAAGGGUACCGCAAUGCGUACUUGGCAGAAGAAGCUGA